Molecule: messenger RNA, 1735 nt
Organism: Canariomyces notabilis
Lineage: Eukaryota; Fungi; Ascomycota; Sordariomycetes; Sordariales; Chaetomiaceae
Exons: 4
Coding region: 114-1532 (472 amino acids)
Source: RefSeq, a predicted model, not a curated record
UCAACAUCAUCGGUUGGCUGAGUGUCGCGGCAUUCGGUUUGACGUACAAUUUAGACGAUAGUGCUUUAGUCGAAUACCCAGUGGCAGUUACGGACUUUAACGGCUCGGCGUGGAUGAUCGAACGGCUACCGGAAAUCCAAGGCGUCACGGACAUUCAGUAUGAGGCCCAAGAAAAUAUAAUUGAACUCGGUGAACAGGCGGUUGUUGGACUUGCAUUAAUGCCUUCCCGGUUCCACGAGUGGGAUGGAUUCCACUGGAAUCCAUCUCAAUACAACGUGACAAGCAUCGAUGGGAGAGGUGUAGAUCGGACUGUUGAGGCUGACAGGGUUACAUACUCUUACUCCCUCAGAGAAUAUCGUGGGACAGACGUGUAUCCGUCGGCAGAAAGGGUCGUGCACAGCUCAUCGCGUUGCAUUGGACGACGGUACUAUAACGGAACCUUUUACGCCAACGGGCAAGCCGUUGCAAGUCCAGACCAUAAUGAGUCUGCUAAUAUCAACAACGAGCCUGAGUUCGCGCGUGUUUGGCUCGCUCUCUUGCCUCGUCCAGAUCACGGAGCAAACUUCUAUUGGGCGGUGCCAUAUAGGGGUGCCUCAAAAACCGAUAACUACGAAGAUCCCUCCGCUUGCGCUACGACAUAUAUCACUGGCGGCGAAGGGUGGUUAUAUGAUGAGUCCUCUGCUAAGCGCUAUUUCUACACCAUUUACGAGUGCUUAACCUGCCUUACCGAGAAAAACCACAAACCAGGAUUUAGAUCCAACUUCUUUCACGGCUGCCCUACAGAGAACGCCUUGUACGCUGCUGGCAUAGCCCUGCGCAUUGGGGGUGGUUUUGGUGUGUUAGGUUCCAUUAUGGACUCGAUGGUAUCCAUCACUACUGAGGGCACCGGCCGUGACGACCGUAUCGCUUUCCGUCGGUACCCCAUUGACGCAGAUUCCCACGAAUUCGUUGACGAGGUUCCCGAAGGCUACCCGGAUAUUGCAUUCGAGUCUCCGCCCAACGACUGGUUCAAGUACCCCAUCCAUCCAAACGAUGAACUUCAUGUUGCCGAUUCCACGGCGCGCGUUCCCAUCCUCGCCUUCCUCGGGGCCGAGGAACGGCUCGCCAGGGUAACGCUGGAAAAGGAUGCAUUCGAGCGAACCUUUAGCAUGACAAAGCUCGAGGUAAAGUGGGAUCGGGCGAUCAGUACGCUUGCAGCGCUGCUUGCUGGACAGGUGCUAGUGAUCGGCGUGGUCUUUUGGGCCUGCAGAGGGGUCCCCAUACGAGACCACGACAGCUAUCUUUCGGUGGCAAGACUCCUGAGGACAGCUAUGGAUUCCGUUGAGGGUGGCAGCAGCGACAGUGGCCGGGAGCUUGCCCAGCGCAUCCAAGAUGAGCUGACCCGGCGUGCUCAAAAUGAGGAUGCAGAAGUGUCGAAACUUGAGAUAAGGUAUGGGCUGAGAACGAGACCAAACGAAGAUGGUGGCGAGUUGGCCGAGGUGGAUAUUUGGAGCGAUGUCAAGGGCUUUGACCGGCAACUACCAUACGAUUAAGGUGGCAGCCCAGGUCUACACAUGUAAUUGGACUGGAAACUCAGGACGCCGUCAAUCCCUACAAUGAGCAAACGAAAGGUAACUAAAGGCUAGUAGAGCCACGAGGAAUCCGGAGUUACUUUCAUCUUUAAGGUCUACCAGCUUCUUGCUUCCCAAGUGCUACUUUUCCGUUCACUCCGGGCACUCCCAUCUCGUUUACCUAG